AUGGCACUCCUCAGGAAUUCGCCGUGUACCGUGUGCCUGCUUACACUAAAAACUGGAGGACGGCGGCGCGCGGCGCGGCGCCCGCCCUGCCUGCUCCACAACCUCAAAGAACAAGGAGAUGUCUUGGAACCAUGUCAAAUCACCGCACUACUCGCAACAGCUACAAAGAUUGCCACAGAAGUAAGGCAAGUCUAUGAAGACACGCCAGAACCAGACUACCAUCUCCUCGCAUUAUGGGACAAAAGGACCAGAGCCUUAGAAAAGUACCGACAAGGGAAAGGGAAAAAACACCUAGACAAGGUCAACCGUUUAACGGAAGAAGCAAGCAAAUACGCAAACAAAUUAUCCAUCGACAGAUGGCUAGGGUAUUGCGAGUCCUUCGACGAGAAAACCAACCUUAGAGACGUGUGGAAGACAUUCAACUCCAUGUCAGGAAAAAAGAAAGGAGUCAGCCCUGUCCCGGUCAUCGCACUCCUCUCCAAUGAAAAAACUGAAGAAAUUCUCAACAAAUUGGGAGACAUCUUCUUUCCACAACCCCCAACGAAACAGGAGGAAAUCAUUUACCACCCAACCCAUUCGGGACCUGCACACAAGCCGGAAGACUUCCCCUUCACAGAGUGGGAACUCGGAGCGGCGAUACAACAGUGCAGAAGCAAGAGUGCACCUGGAGAAGACGGAAUUACAGUGCCCAUGCUCAGAAACGCACCCCUGGCCACCCGUCUUGUUAUCCUCAAAUGGUUUAACGAAAUCUGGGAA
This is a messenger RNA of Ixodes scapularis (black-legged tick), 756 nucleotides long. RefSeq lists its product as uncharacterized. The annotation marks the transcript as partial. The record is from RefSeq and is a predicted model, not a curated record. NCBI's taxonomy places the organism in Eukaryota, Metazoa, Arthropoda, Arachnida, Ixodida, Ixodidae. The transcript has 2 exons.